Molecule: messenger RNA, 711 nt
Organism: Kalmanozyma brasiliensis GHG001
Lineage: Eukaryota; Fungi; Basidiomycota; Ustilaginomycetes; Ustilaginales
Product: RNA recognition motif domain protein
Exons: 3
Coding region: 1-711 (236 amino acids)
Cellular component (GO): cytosol
Molecular function (GO): mRNA binding
Source: RefSeq, a predicted model, not a curated record
AUGAGAAGCGGUCGCGAGCGCGCCCAGCGCAACCUGUACGUUCUCAACCUUCCUCUGGAUGCCACCACAGAUCAGCUCGAGGCACUCUUUGCGCAAUUUGGCCAGGUCGAGCAUGCUGUGAUCUUGGCAACUCUUGAUCAUCUGGCUCGAAGACGGGGGUUCAUCCUCAUGUCGGACUCGACUCAAGCCAGAGCUGCUAUUGCGAAUCUCAACGGCCACGAUUGGCACGGCUACCGUGUCGAGGUAUCCUUCGCUAUCGUCCAAAGGAGCGCUACGCCUUUCUCACAAGAGUGUGUCGAGUCUCAUGGCGAUGAGGUUGCGGCACAGCCCAAGGCAGUUGACACUGUCGUCCAGCCCGUUCCCGGCUCGUUCCAGGAUGACCUGUCGAGUUCUGUUCCUGCUCGGGAUCAGCUCACGGCUGACUCGCGAGCUGGCAGCGCGCCGCCGAGUGUCCGGUCCAACAUCGUGUCGCAGGCACACUCGACGCCAAGACCAUCUCAAAUACCCACUGGCCAUGUCGCGCUGAGUCCGGCUCGUAUCGGGACUGACCACGGCGGUGCCUCUCAUCACAGUCUCUGGAGCGAAAAUGGCGCCACUGUCGCUGCGGCGAGCAAGCAAGACUCAGAAGAUUCCGACCAUGGUCCGAGGCGCAAUGUGCCCCGACCCAUCGGAGACGAACGACAGAGGGCCACCGGGAAGAAGUGGAAGUGA